AUGGGGAUGGAGAUACAGGAGUUGAAAGCCCAAUUUAAGAGAGUGCUAGGCGAUCCGACGGAAAAGAAAACGAAAGCGGAGCCCUUUCGUUUGCGACGGAGGAGCUCAUCCAGAGAGCUACCAGUGAAGAAGUUCCCUAAGAAUGAGUCUAGACAACAAAGCCAGCAUAUCCCAAUACAGAGUGAGGCAAUCCAUGGCUGGAAGCAGCUCUCCGAAGAGUUCUUAGCCAGGUUCGUCUCUAACACUAAGAUCCCGAAGGAGUCGGAUACACUGUUCGGUCUCCGAAAUGAGCAGGAGGAAACGCUGCGUAAUUAUGCUAGGAGGUACUGGGAAGAGUACAAUGACCUGGAGGAAAAUGUGUGCAGCGAGCAGGUGGCCGUUAUGUCCUUCAAACAUGGUCUGUGCUCGGAAAGUACGCUGAGACAAUCACUUACCAAACGCCCGACCACAGCUUUGAAAGAUUUGCGUGCCAGGAUUGAGCAGUACGCUUGCCUCGAAGACGAUCAGAUCCCCAUCGAGGUAGCGUCAGCAGAACAAAUAGCUCGGCACAAGAAGAGAGCAGAUCGAGGAGAACACCGAGGGAUUGCAGUGAAUGAAGUGGAUAAGUCCAAAUCCCACGAAGCCGUUGUGACUGUAUUCAAAGAGCCAAUCUAUCGAAUCCUGGAAAAGAUCAAGAGAGAGCCAUUCUUUGUUUGGUCGCCGAAGAUGUUGGGAGAUCCGGCUCGGUGCAAUUAG
Camellia sinensis is the source of this 735-nucleotide messenger RNA. RefSeq lists its product as uncharacterized. Lineage: Eukaryota; Viridiplantae; Streptophyta; Magnoliopsida; Ericales; Theaceae. The record is from RefSeq and is a predicted model, not a curated record.